AUGAGUGCCUCUAUCCGUAGUUAUUUUCAACCAUUAAUGAAACUCAAGGAUGCAUAUUUUCAUCCAUAUGAGGACUUUGGAAGAGCAAACAUUUUCCGUGCUGUUUUGGUAUCAUACGUUGGAGUCUAUUUCGCAGCUAAAUGGAACUCUGAACGAAAAGCUAAAGCCCUUAAGGCCGAAAAAAUUGCCAAGAAGGAAUCUGUUGUUAAAGAUGCCCUUGCUAGAGCUGGAUUUUAA
Strongyloides ratti is the source of this 237-nucleotide messenger RNA. RefSeq lists its product as hypothetical. Lineage: Eukaryota; Metazoa; Nematoda; Chromadorea; Rhabditida; Strongyloididae. The coding region runs from base 1 to 237 and encodes 78 amino acids. The record is from RefSeq and is a predicted model, not a curated record. The transcript is spliced from 2 exons.